This is a messenger RNA of Bradysia coprophila, 2429 nucleotides long. Its product is annotated as acylamino-acid-releasing enzyme-like. The record is from RefSeq and is a predicted model, not a curated record. Gene Ontology annotation, biological process: proteolysis. Lineage: Eukaryota; Metazoa; Arthropoda; Insecta; Diptera; Sciaridae. Gene Ontology annotation, molecular function: serine-type endopeptidase activity.
CAGCAUCUUAUAUCAUUGUCAACAUUGUUUACCAUCAUUACGCUUAUGCUAGCCGGCUAUUUAAACUCUCCCUUAAAGUUGCUUGUAGGGACACAAAUUAUUGACAAAGUUUUACGUUUUAAUAUUAAGAGCAUCAAACAUCGAACGUUCACUAUUACAAAGCGAAUGAAAAGUUUAUCCGACAUGACAUCGCCACUAGACCAAAAUACCAUCGACGAUGUGGUGAACGAUUGGGUCGAUGUGACCAGAAUUCCUGCAAUCAGUGGCGGACAUUUUGUAGAAGACAAUGACUUCGUUAAGAUCUCAACUAACUGGUCCGUUUUGGAUUUCGCCAAGAAGGAAAAUGUUUCGUUUCAACGUCACUUUUCCGUGCUGAAAAGCAGUCUGAUUUGGGCAGAAGGCCAGGAAGCGCUCGUUACCGAUGAGUUAUUGAUGGCUACCGCUGAAUCGGUUCCAAUUGAUGCGAAGAAAAUUUGCAUUUCCUCCUGUGGAACGCGAAAGGCAAUUCUUGUGGAGAAAGCAGACAAAUCAUCCGCGCAAAAGUCUCAAAUUUUAGAGAUUUGGGGAGAAAAUACAUUGUUGAAGUCUUAUGAUCUCAGCGAACUUGAUAAGCACAAAAAUAUGUACACGACAGGAUUUUUCGGGACGACAAUGGUCUGGGAUAAAUCUGCUAAGAAGCUGGCUUAUUUAGCAGAAAAGAAGGUGGCUAAAGCAAAACCAUUCUUCAGUUCCAACGUCAAGACGGUUGAUGAUAUUACAAUAAACGACAAGAAAAAGGAUGUGAAGGGCGAAGAAUACGCCUUCCGUCAAACGUGGGGAGAACAAUUACCAGACAUGUAUUUUUCCGUAAUUGUUGUUCUGGACGUUGAAUCCGAUAAAUUCGAAUUGAUUGAGCUGUCUCAAAAUGACUCUGAAUUUCCUGUUGAUAUACAAUGGGUCGGAGACACAUCAAUAGUUGGCACAUCGUAUGCAAUUCCUCCAUGGCGACUUGGACUUUAUGCGUGCAAUAACAGACCGAGUCGAAUAUUCCAGGUGAAUGUGGACGGAAAGAAUUUAAAGUUCCUAAGUACCAUUGACAAAGCUGCAUUUUCACCAAGAGUCCGUCCAGACUCUGAAUAUGUCAUUUGGCAGGAGAGGGCAGUCGACGCGCCACAUAAUCGAUCUAGAGACAUUAUGGGAAUAUCCUUGGAAGAUCCGAAGAUUCCUGAAGUGAUUUAUCAAUCUGCUACCGAAGAUAUUCCCAUCUAUGCAGACUUUCCUAGAUGCUGUUGGGCUCCGAAUGGUUCCUCUUUUUUUGUAAUUUCGUUCAAAGACGGUGACAUGGCCUUGUUUGCUAUUUCAUUGUCUAAAGGUGAGGCAAAAUUACAAACUGUUGUUGAUCAAUCUCCUGGAAUUCGAGCACUUCUUUGGAUCGGCCACAACUAUUUGUUAGUAUCGCGAAGCUCGACGCUAUCGACACCGUUUGUCGAAUUGAUUACAUAUGGUGGCGGGGUCCAAAAACGCGCUCAAAUCACUAAUUCAACGUUCAGCGUACAAGGACAUGAUCAGUUCGAGAUCAAGAAAAUUUACGGCAAAGCUACAGUUCCAUCAAUUUAUAUUGGACCAAAGAAAACAGAAAACCAAGUGGUUCCGCUGGUCGUUAUGCCACACGGUGGACCACAUGCUGUAACUGUUGAUGCGUUCAAUAACGAACUAAGUUUAAUCCUACGGCAAGGAUUCGCUUUGUUGAAGGUGAACUACAUUGGUAGUUUGGGAUCAAAGAAAGAUGAGACUGAUGACCUGCUGGGAAAGAUUGGUAAACUUGAUGUAGAGGACUGUCACGAAAUCGUUCAACAAACACUGAAAUGUACGCCUUGCAUCGACUCCGAACGAAUUGGUCUGUAUGGUGGGUCACACGGUGGUUUUCUUGCGGCACACCUUAGCGGUCAAUAUCCAGACUUCUACAAAGCAGCUGUUUUAUUAAACCCUGUAAUCGAUUUGAAUGUCAUGAUUGGAACAUCGGACAUUGUUGACUGGUGUAUGGCAGAAAGUGGAAUCGCUUUUCCUGAUAGUACGAUGAAAACAUUUAUUCCUGCCGCGAAAAAUGUCGACGACUUUCAAAAACUUUUUGACGCCUCUCCCAUCGUUCAUGCAUCGAAGGUGAAAGCAGCCACUUUACUACUGCUGGGAACGGAAGAUCUUCGUGUACCUAUGAGUCAAGGAAUGAACUUCUAUCGGACCUUAAAAGCCUACAACAAGACGACCGAAGUUCGAGUCUAUCCGGAUUGCCAUUCCUUAAUGUCUGGAAGUGUGGCUACUGACGUUGCGAUUCAAUUAGUUUUGUGGUUCAAAAGAUUCUUAUGGAAAUGAUCCAAAUUAAUGUCGAAAUUCUUCUUCUUUUGAUAAAUAAAUUAAAUUUCUUGAAUCAUCCCGUCUGGAUGAAGUUUUUC